GCACGAGAAAAACCUUUACUAAUGGCUGAAAUUGAUGCUGUUAAAGCUCUUCAUUUUUUCCUUUAACCCUGGCCUUGAAAACCUUAGGUAUCCUUAGAUGUCUAGCUAGGCACGAACUGACAAAGUCUCUAGUGAUUCUACAAAUCAAUCGAGCUAACCUAGGGAUUUAUUGACUACUAGGUAACUAAAUAGGUAUUAAUGAUGUCUUUCAGCUGUGUCACUCACAGUCAUACAACAUGAUUGUGGCGCUUCGAUCUACCAAUUGUCUCGUAAAAACCCCAUAACCCCCCGACAUCUUGCAUUGUUUGCAGCCAAGCAAAGCCCCCUCAUAUCUCUUUUUACGCAAAUGAGCCAAUUAGCUCCUUGCUCUCCUCUCAUAGGGCUGGGAGCUGAUCUUAGCUGAUCUCAAUCGAAGUUACGUAAGCUUACUAGGUAUUAAACCUGCUCUGGUGCCGACAAGGGGUGGUGUAGUCGUCUUUAUUUCCAUUCCCUCUUUCUUUUACAUACCUAGUACCUAUCUACCUACCCUACCUAGAUUUACAUUUAUCAAAACUUCCUAGUGACUUGAACUGCAACUAAAAAAAAAAUGGCUGGAUCACUAACCACCCGGUUCGCCCAGCUAAACCCGCUUUCUAAAUUGACGCGAGGUGUAUAUGACGAGGAUGUCGGCGAGGAAAUCGACGACUCCACUAUCGCGGGAGGCGGCCACGGCGCCCGGCAGACCAAGAUUACCAAGACUCAAAUACGAGUGAGCCAUGCACUAAAGUCAUUCCUCGUCAAAGAAAGCGUGUUUUCCGAAGAAGAAAUUGGCCUUGAUUCGGAGGAGCCAAGCCCUGCGCUACAAGCGCUACUUGAAAGGUCGCAUAUUGAGGUUCCCCCGCAAGUGACUGAUCGAUCGUAUCCCCUACCGGAGUAUUUCAUCAGCUCUAGCCACAACACCUAUCUGCUAGGCCACCAGCUCCACGGAAAAUCUUCCGCCACGGCAUACGAGACGGCAUUGAAUGCCGGGUCCCGCUGUGUGGAGAUUGACGCCUGGGACGACGAGGACAAUGAGGAUGAACCCAAGGUAACGCACGGAUAUACCUUAGUUUCCCACAUCCCCUUCCGCGCCGUCUGCGAGACGAUCCGCGACGUCGUCGACCGGGAAGCCGAGCAAGCCCAAAAUGCGCAGGGUUAUCGCGCGGCGCCCAUCCUGCUCUCCUUGGAGAACCACUGUGGCGUCCACGGUCAGGCGCGACUCGCCGAGAUCAUGAAGGAAGUUUGGGGCGACCGUCUACUUGACAAAGCCGUCCGAAUCAAGGGCCACCAGGAGCAAUCCGGCGAAGACGACAGCACCGAUCCGGUGACACUAGCCGAGCUCGGAUCCAAAAUCGUCGUCAUCGUCGAGUACCACCUCCCCGACGAAGUCGAAACCACCGACGGCGACAGCUCGGACCCAGAAGACCAAGAGGAGAAGCAAGCGCAGGCCGCCUACCGCGCUCGGAAAAAGGCCGUCGCCUCCGGUGCCAUCGUGCCGGAGCUCGCUUGCCUGGGCGUGUACGCGCAGUCGGUAAAGCCGAAGGACAACUCGUGGUACGAGAGCGUGCUCAAGGACGCGCCGCGCAACCACCUGAUCAACGUAUCGGAAACCGGCCUCGCCUCCCACAUGCCGUUGGCGAGCGAGAAGAUCGCGCGCCACAACGCGCGCCACCUGAUGCGCGUGUUCCCCAAGGGCACGCGCAUCUCGUCGAAGAACCUGAAGCAGGUGCCGUUCUGGGGCGUCGGCGCGCAGAUCUGCGCGAUGAACUGGCAGACCUUCAACGCGAGCAUGCAGAUCAACGAGGCGCUGUUCAGCGGCACCGACGGCUACGUGCUGAAGCCCGCGGCCCUCCGCGCCGGCGGGAGCAUGCGGCUGAGCUCCGGGCGGCGAAAACGCCUCUUAUUACACAUCGCGGGGGCGUCGGACCUGCCGCUCCCCGCGAGCCAGGACCGCGACGUGCAGGACCUCCGGCCGUACGUGACGUGCACGAUCAUCCACCCGGACGAGAUCGAGGCGGACCACCCGAAGCGCAAGACGCGGCCGUACAAGCACCACAAGCUGGGGUUCCUGCACCGCGGCGAGAACCCGCCGCCGACGGACCCGGUCUGGGACGAGGUGCUGGAGUGGGAGUACGACGACAACGAGCUGGUGUUUCUCCGCAUCUUGAUCAAAGAUGACAUCAGCUUCGCGGAGAACCCCGUCUACGCUGUCGCGGCGCUGCGGCUGCUGUACGCGGUUCGCGGGUGGAGCUUCAUUAGGAUGCUGGAUCUCAAGGGCCACGAGACGAAGUGCUCGUUGUUGGUUAAGAUCAAUAUUCUGGACGCGUAGGCGGAUGGUGGGCAUAGUGGGACUCUUGACCUUGAUAGGGUGUCACGGGAAAGAAGAUAAGUCUUGUAGAUAGCGGGAGUUGACGCUAGAAUGGAUGUAUAUGUUAGAUUCCGCGUGCAAAGAAUGGGCACAUAUAUGUAUUGAACUGAGCCUGUACCUAGGGUAUCUAGUAACGCCCAAAAUGACUUCCAAUGCUCC
Molecule: messenger RNA, 2545 nt
Organism: Hypoxylon fragiforme
Lineage: Eukaryota; Fungi; Ascomycota; Sordariomycetes; Xylariales; Hypoxylaceae
Product: PLC-like phosphodiesterase
Exons: 1
Coding region: 587-2347 (586 amino acids)
Biological process (GO): phosphatidylinositol-mediated signaling; lipid metabolic process
Molecular function (GO): phosphatidylinositol-4,5-bisphosphate phospholipase C activity
Source: RefSeq, a predicted model, not a curated record